Olea europaea var. sylvestris is the source of this 1012-nucleotide messenger RNA. RefSeq names its product formin-like protein 20. Bases 1 to 816 code for a protein of 271 amino acids. The record is from RefSeq and is a predicted model, not a curated record. The transcript is spliced from 2 exons. NCBI's taxonomy places the organism in Eukaryota, Viridiplantae, Streptophyta, Magnoliopsida, Lamiales, Oleaceae.
AUGGGGAAAAAGUUGAAUGUUGAUAAAAAUCGUGGAUCCAAUAAAAAUACGUUUUUGCCGCUCUCUCUUCCUCCUAGAGAUUCUCUGCUCACAUUGGAGAUCUUCCACUCCCGACCCUCGGAGACUUCGAAACCCUUGGUUGGCACCCUCCGAAUCGAACUCAGGGAUCUCCUGGUCUACUCAAACGAGUCAAUUACUCCAGUCAAGUCUUUUGAGCUUAAACGACCCUCGGGUCGUCCACACGGGAAGAUCCGAUUGAAAUUGUCUCUCCGUGAACGCCCCAUUGAAAAUUACCUUACUGCUCCUCCACCCAGCUAUAUGUACUCUACUGCACCUCCCCCUCCUUUGCCGACUUACCCCGGACGCGACUACAGAGGAUACUCUCCUGCUCCUUAUUCAAGCCUUCCCAUGGUUCACCCGCCGCCGUCUAUGCCAUCUCCACCACCACCUCCUGCACCUCAAUCUUUCUCAUACACUACGUACUCUGAUCCCUAUUCAGGCUACCACCCUGGUUACUACUCGCAGGUGCCACCACCACCUCCUCCUCGGUCGUAUUUUGAGAGGCAGUCUAACUAUGGUGGACCAGGGCCGAGUGCCCCUGUGGAUUAUGCAUCUUAUGAUCACCAGAAACGAGGGACUGGAAAAUUUGGAAUGGGAAUGGGUACAGGAUUGGCAGUUGGAGCUGUGGCUGGAGCACUCGGAGGGCUGGCACUGGAAGAAGGGAUAAAAUACGAGGAAGAGAAGAUAGCAGAAAGAGUUGAGAACGACAUGGCUUCUAGAGAUGACCAGUACAGUGACUAUCGCACUGAUUAUUGACGUAAGAUUUUAUUAAUGGCUAAUAAGUUUGUGUUAAUCUAUAAUUUCGUGAUAAAAUAUGUAUAUAUAGUGUGCUGCGUGUGUUGGAUCUAACCUUGAGUUUAAGUGGAGUUUAUUCAGUGAGAAACUGUUCCCAUAUAUAAUGAAUUCUACGUUUCAGAAAUAAAAAUCUGGUUAUGAAGUUUCUUGCCUUCAA